AUGGCAAGUAAGAGAAGAUUUAAAAAUACACGGUUGAUUGAUAAUACUUUAGUCGGGGAAUCAUCUAACAGAUUACUUGCUAAAGAAAGAAGAAAAAUGCGCAAGCUCUAUCUUGAUAGCAAACGAUCGAAUUCAAAGAAACAAAGUACUGGUCCUUUUAGUAGAGGAUGCUCAAAAGUCAAUAAUCGGUCUCAGGUCAUCGACAAAGAGAAUUAUAAUCCAAAUAUUUCUUCAUCAUCUAAUAAUUUUCACACAGUGCGGAACUUGAAAUAUGUAACCACAUCAGCAUCAUCAAGUACCAUCACGACCAGUGGUUUUCCUUUGAAUAACAAAUUUACCACUUCUACAAGUACUCGGUUUUCUAUUGUUUCAAACAUUGUUACACAAAGCAGUAACUCCAUUGGUCAAUCGUCUUCAACGUUAACAAAGCUGAAUUCCGGUAAACAAAAGCUUUUACCUAAGAAACGCCGUAUUGAUCCUCUUCCAAUGUUAGAUCUUACGUCUGAUGAUGAGAAUGUAGUCUUUGCUCCCAUUCAAGACCCUUGUAAGGGUGUAUCGACAGAUUAUUUGGAUCACGGUAAUCAAAGCCUUAAAUGUGAGAUGUGUGAUUCAUUGUUAUGGACUGACGAAGGUGGUAAAGGGAGAAUUACAUUGGGUAAGUUAACCUAUAGCUUAUGUUGUGGUUAUGGAAAAGUGGAGCUUCCGGAUUUGAAAGAGCCUUCUUCAAUAUACAAGGAUCUAUUUGCAAAUUCUAAUGAAAACAGCAAGUAUUUUCUAAAGAAUAUCCGUCGAUAUAAUUCUAUGUUCGCAUUCACAUCCAUGGGUGGAAAAGUAGAUUCAAGCAUCAAUAGUGGGAGGGCACCUUAUGUAUUUCGUAUAAGUGGACAGAAUUUUCAUUCAUUAGGUGGUUUGGUACCUGCACCUGGAAAACAGCCAAAGUUCUCCCAGCUUUAUAUUUAUGACACUGAGAAUGAAGUUUCAAAUCGAAACAAGUUGUUCAGUGACUCCACAAAUAAGUCCGACUUGCAUUUAAAGCAAAUAGAUCUUCAUCUCAUAAAGUUUUUAAAAGACUUCCUGGAUAAUAAUAAUCAGUUGGUUAAAAGUUACAGAAUAGCAAGAAACCACUUCAAUGAUAAUCCUAAUGAGAACUUCAAACUUCGUAUCAUUUACAAAAGAGAUCUUGAUGGUCGUACUUACAACUUGCCUUCAUCUUCUGAAGUUGCUGCAUUGAUUGUUGGUGGUAUCCAAGAAAUAGUUGACCAUCGUGAUAUUGUUGUUGAGUCUCACACGGAAGGUCUUCAACGAAUAAGUGAACUUCAUCCAUCAUAUCUUGCACUUCAGUAUCCAAUUCUUUUUCCCAAUGGUGAUGACGGAUAUAGAAUAGACAUUCCUCAUAGGGAUGGUAUAAGUACUUUAAAGAAAAUUAGUCCCAAGUGUACAAUGAGAGAAUUCUUUGCUUAUAGAAUCCAAGAUCGAUCAACUUCAUUUUCGCUAAUAUUAAAUGCCCGCAGAUUGUUCCAGCAAUUUUUGGUUGAUGCAUAUACCAUGAUCGAGAGUGAAAGACUUAAUUAUAUCCGUUUUCAACAAAAACAUCUUAGGUCUGAAUCAUACAAAAAUCUUCAGAAAUUUAAGAAUGAAGGAAAAGAGGAUCUAUCUAAUACUGGUGUACAGUUAGUACUACCAUCAUCUUUUACUGGUGGGUCUCGGUAUAUGCAGCAAAAUUAUCUAGAUGCUAUGGCUAUUUGCAAAUGGUUCGGGUAUCCUGAUUUUUUCAUUACGGUGACAUGUAAUCCUAAGUGGCCAGAGAUUAUCCGAUACCUUCGAAAUACUUCUAUUAAGCAAGAGGACAUACCAGAUAUUAUGUGUCGUUUGUUUAAGAUGAAACUGGAUUCAAUUAUAAAGGAUUUGAAGGACAAGAAAGUGCUUGGAGCACUAAGUGCAGCGGUUUAUACUGUUGAAUUUCAAAAACGUGGGUUGCCACAUGCUCACAUUUGUAUUUUUUUGAAACCUGAAUCCAAGCUUCUCUCCGUUGAUCACGUAGACAAAUUCAUAUCUGCUGAGAUACCAGAUAAGAUUCAAGAUCCCGCUCUUUAUGCUCUUGUAUCCGAGUUUAUGAUUCAUGGUCCAUGUGGAAAUGCAAAUCCCAAUUGUCCUUGUAUGGUUGAUAAUAGAUGUUCAAAAAAAUUUCCAAAAAAAUUCAUUAAUGAAACAAUUACCGAUGCUGAAGGUUUCCCUGUAUACAGAAGAAGAGAUAAUGGAAACACCAUUAUCAAGUCCAAAGUUCAAUUGGACAACAGAAGUGUCGUUCCAUAUAAUCCGCUUCUUUUGAAAAGAUACCAAGCUCACAUUAAUGUAGAAUGGUGCAAUCAAGCGGGUUCUAUCAAAUAUUUGUUUAAAUACAUUAAUAAAGGUCCAGACAAAGCAUCGCUUGUGGUGUCAAAUGGAGACGGUACAGAUAACGAACAAACAGCAAAGGAUGAGAUCAAAGCUUAUUAUGAUUGUAGGUACGUUUCCGCUUGUGAAGCUUCUUGGAGAAUAUUUGCAAAUGAAGUUCACUAUAGGUUUCCUCCAGUUAUGAGGCUUCCUUUUCAUAUGGAAGGUCAACAAAAUGUUGUUUUUGGUGCCGAAGACGAUAUUGAAGAAGUGUUGGACAAGCCAUCAGUCUCUUCAUCAAUUUUUUUAAAGUGGAUGGAGAUGAACAUAAAUAAUGAGGAAGCACGGAAGCUUACGGAUGCAUGUUAUGCAAUGGGUUUGUUAGACGAUGACAUGGAAUACAUCGAAGCUAUUAAAGAAGCGAGUUUUACGGGAGAUGGUCAUUAUAUUCGUGCAUUGUUUGUCACUUUGCUGUUGUCAAACACAUUAUCAAGACCUGAAUUUGUUUUCGAACAAACAUGGAAAUACUUGGGGGAUGACAUUUUAUACAAAACGAGAAAAGAAACAAAGAACAAAGAUCUUGUAAUGUCAGAUGACAGAUUGAAGAACAAGACAUUGGUGGAGAUUGAGAAGUACCUCAUUCGAAAUGGGUCCUCUUUGACACGAUGGCCAACAAUUCCUUAUCCUGAUUACGAUUCGUUUGCUGUUGGAAACAAUCGUCUGGUUGACGAAGAACUGUCUUUUAGUGUUCCUCAGAUAAUGACAGCCGUUGAAGGCGACAAAGGAGGUGUAUUUUUUGUUUACGGAUAUGGAGGAACGGGGAAGACGUUUUUGUGGAAGACGUUAGCCUUAACCGUUAGGUCGAGAGAGCAGAUUGUUUUAAAUGUGGCUUCAAGUGGUAUUGCUUCACUUCUAAUGUCAAGAGGUAGAACGGCUCAUUCUAGAUUUCACAUCCCCAUUAAUUUAGAUGAGAGUUCUAUGUGUCACAUAAGGCCCGAUGGUGAUGUAGCUUAUCUGCUUAAACAAACUAGGUUGAUUAUAUGGGACGAAGCACCCAUGGUACAUAGACAUGCGUUUGAAGCUUUAGAUAGAACAUUAAAAGAUAUUUUUGUCGAUAAAAGCAAUUGUCAGUCGGAUGUUUUGUUUGGAGGUAAGGUUAUCGUUUUUGGUGGUGAUUUUAGACAAAUUCUUCCUGUUAUUCCAAACGGAAGUAGGCAAGAAAUUGUUAACGCUUCGUUGAGUUCAUCCUAUAUAUGGCCCCAUUGCAAGUUACUUACUUUGACCAAAAACAUGAGAUUGACUGUUGGUGUUUUACCAUAUACAGUCGAGUCGACAAAGAGAUUUGCCCAAUGGCUUCUUGAUAUUGGCGAGGGUAAAGUUGGAGGGGAUAAUGAUGGUGUAGCAACUGUAGAAAUACCAUCUGAUUUGUUAAUCAUAGAUUCUUUGGAUCCCAUCGAAAGUUUAAUUCAAUUUGUAUAUCCAUCUGUUCUUGAAAGAUAUAAGGAUCGAGAUUAUUUUUCUGAAAGGGCGAUUCUGACACCAAAAAACGAGGUGAUAUCUGGUUUACCUAAUCAUCGUUUGGUUUUAAAACUUGGAGUUCCAAUUAUGCUUCUUAGGAACAUUGAUCAGCAAAAUGGUUUGUGUAAUGGUACAAGGUUACAGGUUACAUUUCUUGGAAAGAGGGUUAUAGAAGCUGAAAUUAUAUCAGGUGCUAAUGUCGGAACCAGAACAUUCAUACCAAGAAUUAGUAUGGUUCCCUCCGACAAAAAAAUUCCUUUUGCUUUUCAAAGACGACAGUUUCCUGUUGCUGUGUGCUUUGCUAUGACGAUCAACAAGAGUCAAGGCCAAUCUUUAUCUAAGGUUGGAUUGUUUUUAAAAGAGCCCGUUUUUACACAUGGCCAGCUAUAUGUAGCAUUAUCAAGAGUUAAAUCAAGGGAAGGUGUGAAGAUGUUAAUUCUUGAUAAGGAUGGCAAACCUACCAACACAACAACUAAUGUGGUUUACAAAGAAGUGUUCACACACUUAUGA
Molecule: messenger RNA, 4401 nt
Organism: Helianthus annuus (common sunflower)
Lineage: Eukaryota; Viridiplantae; Streptophyta; Magnoliopsida; Asterales; Asteraceae
Exons: 10
Coding region: 1-4401 (1466 amino acids)
Biological process (GO): telomere maintenance; DNA repair
Molecular function (GO): DNA helicase activity
Source: RefSeq, a predicted model, not a curated record